UUUAAUUUUCUUAUGGCAUGACUUGGUCUAAAUAUCUAGGAAGAAUGCAAAUAUCUUGUAUUGCCGUAUUAGAUUCCCAGAUAUAAAAAAUUUGUGGAGGGAAUGAAAUGGAGUUAGAUUGUAAGAUUGUUCAUCAUCAAUGAUAACUUCUCAAUCACCAAUGAGGGGAUCCCUUUUUCUACUACUUGCUUGCUUCUGUUUAGAAGCUUGUACAGCGGUGGAUUAUAUAACAAUCACUCAGCCUCUGCAGGACUCCGAAACUAUAGUUUCUUCAAACCAGACUUUCAAAUUAGGAUUUUUCAGUCCUGCAAAUAGUAGUGGUCGAUAUGUUGGAAUCAUGUUCAAUGUUCCUGCAGUUGCAGUAGUAUGGGUGGCUAAUAGAGACAGACCAUUAAAUGAUUCAUCAGGAACUCUGACAAUCUCAGGAGACGGCAAUCUUGUGGUCUUGAAUGGGCAGAAGGAGAUACUAUGGUCAUCUAACGUUUCAAAUUCUGUGGCAAAUUCUACUGCACAACUCUUGGAUACUGGAAACUUGGUUUUGACAGACAAUCCCAGUGGAAGAACUCUGUGGGAAAGUUUUCAGAUUCCGACAGACUCAUAUCUCCGGCGGAUGAGAUUAAGUUCAAGUACGAAAGGCCAGAAAAUCCGAUUGACCUCUUGGAGAAAUCCUUCUGAUCCAUCUAUCGGAAGUUUCUCCCUAGGUAUUGAACCCCAGCAAACUCCACAACUCUUCAUUUGGAACGACAAUAAACCUUAUUGGCGCAGUGGUCCAUGGAACAGCAGUGCCUUUAUUGGAGUUCCUGACAUGGAUCCAGUUUAUCUAAAUGGUUUUAACCUGGUAACGGAUGAUACAGGAUUGGUGUCUGCUACCUUCACGUAUUCAAAUGAUAGUGGUUUGUUGUACUUUGAAUUGAGUUCCUCAGGGUCUAUACUGCAGAAAGUUUUAUCAGAUAGAAAAGGGGAUUGGGAGGUUACAUGGUCAAGCCAAGGAAGUCAAUGUGAUGUCUAUGGCAUAUGUGGACCUUUUGGAAGCUGCAAACCCCAUGGUUCACCUAUUUGUACAUGUUUGCAAGGUUUUGAGCCUAGAGAUAAGGUGGAAUGGGAAGGAGGAAACUGGACUAGUGGUUGCACAAGAAGGGAAAUGCUGCAAUGUGAGAGAAAUAAUUCUGUUCGUUCUGAGGGCAAACAAGAUGGAUUCUUGAAGCUCCCAAACACUAAAGUUCCAGAUUUGGCUGAAUGGGUAGCAACUUCAGAAGACGAAUGUGGUACUCAGUGCUCAAAUAAUUGCUCCUGUUUAGCUUAUGCCUCUUAUCCGGGCAUUGGCUGUAUGCACUGGAAGGGAAGCUUAAUUGAUAUACAGCAGUUUGCCUCUUCUGACGGGGCAGAUUUAUACAUACGUGUGCCUUAUUCUGAACUUGGCAAGAAAAGGGACAUGAAAGCAGUCAUUGCAACCUCAGUAAUUGGAGCAUCUUUAUUUAUUGCCGUCUCUCUAUAUUUUUGUUGGAAAUGGUGGACUAAGCACAAAGGUAAAGACCAAGAUGAUCAGGUGUCUUCGUUUGAACCUGCGUAUAAUGUGGAAAACAUGGUCAGCAAAACUGGGGACGGAGCCAAGUUAGGAGAGCUACCUCUGUAUACUUAUGAAACACUAGCUAAAGCAACAGAUAACUUUGAACAAUGCAAUGAGCUGGGCAAAGGUGGUUUUGGUCAAGUCUACAAGGGAAAGCUGUUAGAUGGCCAGGAAAUUGCAGUGAAAAGGCUUUCCAACACUUCAGGCCAAGGCAUUGAGGAGUUUAUGAAUGAAGUUGUGGUCAUUUCUAAACUCCAGCACCGGAACCUUGUUAGACUCAUUGGCUGCUGUGCUGAAAGAGAAGAGAAAAUGCUAGUCUAUGAAUACAUGCCAAACAAAAGCCUGGACUUCCAUCUAUUUGAUUCUGAUAAGCCAAGUGUACUCGAUUGGAAAAAACGCGUCACCGUCGUUGAUGGGAUUGGCAGAGGCCUCCUUUACCUUCACAGAGAUUCAAGAUUAAAAAUCAUUCACAGAGAUCUAAAGGCAAGCAAUAUUCUAUUAGAUAAAGAGCUGAGACCCAAGAUAUCAGAUUUUGGCUUGGCAAGAAUUUUCAGAGGCAAUGAAGAUCAAGCCAAUACAAGGAGGGUUGUGGGUACAUAUGGCUACAUUGCCCCCGAAUAUGCAAUGGAAGGCAUAUUUUCAGAAAAAUCAGACGUCUACAGCUUUGGGGUGCUGCUAUUAGAGAUUGUGACAGGAAGGAGAAAUAGUAACUUCUAUUAUCUCGAGAAUGAGCUGAGUCUACUUGGGUAUGCCUGGAAAUUGUGGAAUGAAAAAGAAGCAGUUAAACUGAUAGAUGCAGCUAUGUUUGUCCCGGGUAUCGAAAAAGAGGUCUUGAGAUACGUCCAUGCAGGGCUAUUGUGCGUGCAAGAAUUUGCAAAAGAUAGGCCAGCAUGCAAUACUAGUAAUGCAUUCAACAAGAUGGAUGUAGCACAACAUCAGUUUGCUUUGGAGGUAUCAGCAUACAAUCUGCUGCUUGGUUAUGUUUAUGCAUCUCAGUCUGACCAUAUAUUUGACAGCUUACUGGGUAUAAAGUAUAUAAAUAACUAUUUACUUGCUAUCAUGGACAGUUUUAGCAAUAGUCUCUCCUAUGAAUACUUUCUUCUAGUCUCUGUUUCUUAGGCUGACUUUAUGCAUCUGAAAUUAUUUUCUCAGAGAUAAGAGCAGAUUUCAACGCACAAUUUGGAUUAUUUGCAGAAAACCAAUUAGUUUCUGGAUGACGUAUUUGGAUGUCAAUGUCUUACCCAUGGUUCUAGAUUGGAUUUUUAGUACUUUUCCUAGUCGACAGAUAACUCAAUUUUAGGAAAUUUUUAUGUUCAUAUUUCUUUAUCUAUAUACGAAUUUGCAUGCUUGACUUAUGA
Molecule: messenger RNA, 2925 nt
Organism: Coffea arabica (coffee)
Lineage: Eukaryota; Viridiplantae; Streptophyta; Magnoliopsida; Gentianales; Rubiaceae
Source: RefSeq, a predicted model, not a curated record